AUGGAUUUCGACAACAAUGACUAUUUAAAGAUGAGAGAUAUUAAAUUAUCGGAACCAAUAUCUCAUCAAAAGAUAGUGCAACUUGAAAUCCUAAUCCAUUGGAUCUUUAUGGUUUGUUAUUAGUAGCAUUUUAGAUUUCUGAGAAUAAUAACCUUAAUACCAAAACAAUAGAAUUAGCUGUAAUAUUAAUAAAGAUUUAUGUUUCUAAAAAUUAGAUACAAUCAGAUAAUUUAUAAUUGUUGGGAAUAGCCUCAUUAAUGAUUGCUGUCAAAGUAAACUAGUUUUAAUAUCUUAAAUAAGUUUAAUGAAUGCCAAACCUAAAUCAAUAUGAAUAUAGAUGAUUAUGCAUCAUAAUAUAACUUUGAAUUUAGUUCUAAAUAAAUAAUGGAAAUGGAAAUGAGUAUUUUAACACUUGUAGAUUAUGAUGUAAAUAUCACCACAAUAACUGACUAUUAUGAUCAAUAAGAAGUUCAUUCUGAUCUUAUUUUAUUUGUCACUCUUGAUUCAGAUUUCCUUUAUUAUCAAAAAUAUGAAUUGUAUGAAGCUAUAACAAAGUUUUAUUCAGAAGAUACAUAAAACAUACCUAUAAAAAUUAAAAAUGUAAGAAUUCAACCAAAAAGUAGAUCAUCUACAAAAUAAACCAGAAAAUAUCAAAAUUGACAUCAACAGAAUAAAAUAAAAUUCCAAAAAUAAGAAGAAAGAGGAUCUUAAAAAGAAAAUUAAGAAGUGCAUAAUAAUAAUAAGUCAUUUCAAAUAAUAUGCAAUGA
Paramecium pentaurelia is the source of this 767-nucleotide messenger RNA. NCBI's taxonomy places the organism in Eukaryota, Ciliophora, Oligohymenophorea, Peniculida, Parameciidae. The record is from the annotation of a GenBank genome assembly.